Messenger RNA from Nicotiana attenuata, 1271 nucleotides. Its product is annotated as protein DOWNY MILDEW RESISTANCE 6-like. Lineage: Eukaryota; Viridiplantae; Streptophyta; Magnoliopsida; Solanales; Solanaceae. The record is from RefSeq and is a predicted model, not a curated record. The transcript is spliced from 4 exons. The coding region runs from base 1 to 1131 and encodes 376 amino acids.
AUGGCUCUAACGGCGAUUUCUCCCUCUCCGCCUUCCACCAGCAACAAUGGCAAUUCACCUUCUAUUACUACGGACGUUGAUUACAGAAAAGGUGUGAAGUACCUAAUUGACAAUUCAAAGGACGACAUGAAAAUUCUGCCUCCCGAGUUUGUUUUGCCACUGCCAGAAGCCGAAAGGCCAUCUUUGGCGAUCUGUGGUUCCAUUCCAGUUAUAGAUUUGAGUGGCUUAAAUGGAACUGUUGAGCAAAGACUAGCAACUAUACAUGCCAUUAGUUCUGCCUGUGCAGAAUGGGGAUUCUUUAGGGUUACUAAUCAUGGUAUAAAGAUUUCUGUCAUGGAUGAAAUGCUUAAAGCUGUAGAAGAUUUUUUUAAUUUGCCAUUGGAAGAAAAAAUGAGAUAUGCAUCAGAAGAUGUGAUGGACCCAGUAAGAUACGGAACAAGCUUGAAUACAAGCCGAAAACAUGCUCUCCAUUGGAGGGACUUUCUGAGGCACUACGGCGGUCCAAUUCCGCAUAGCCAUCACCUUUGGCCAGAUAAUCCCCCUUGCUACAGGCGCAUUGCAAAGGAGUACCUAGAGGAGGUUUGGAAGCUUGCAAUAAAAAUAUUUGGUGCAAUAUCUGAAGGAUUAGGUCUUGAUACAAAGUACAUAGAAAGGUCACUUGGAGAAGGGACUCAAAUCAUAGCUGCAAAUUUUUAUCCACCAUGUCCUGAGCCUAACAAAACCUUAGGACUUGCUGCACAUUCUGAUCAUGGUGGUCUCACUAUUUUGAUGGACAAUGGCAUUCAUGGCUUGCAAAUUAAACACAAUCACACCUGGUUUUCCGUCCCUCAUGUCCCUGCCACUCUCGUCGUCAACCUCGGAGAUUAUUUGGAGAUACUGAGUAAUGGAAGGUACAAGAGCGUAGAGCAUCGAGCAGUAGUCAAUACAGAGAAGACGAGGAUCUCAGUAGCCGUGGGCCAUGGCCCAGAAAUGGCAGCUAUAGUUCAGCCUGCAGGCCAACUACUCAAAGAAAAUAGUGAAAGCAAGUAUCGGCCCAUUGUAUAUAAGGAGUAUAUUAGAGGCCAACAGAGCACUACCAAAAGAGGAAAGAGCGCGUUGGAUGAGAUUAUGACUUCCUUAAACAGCAAAUAGACAAUGAAAUUUGAGGAUCAGUCUUGUAGAGUGUUUUGUAUCUAUAAAAUUCGUCAUAACAAGUUUUACCUUGACUGUUACCUUAUUGCAAGUCUUCUUUAUUAUCCGGUUUUGGACUGUUUAUAUAUUCGAGUUAUUUA